Messenger RNA from Ustilago hordei, 1602 nucleotides. RefSeq lists its product as uncharacterized. Gene Ontology annotation, molecular function: tRNA adenosine(64)-2'-O-ribosylphosphate transferase activity. Lineage: Eukaryota; Fungi; Basidiomycota; Ustilaginomycetes; Ustilaginales; Ustilaginaceae. Bases 1 to 1602 code for a protein of 533 amino acids. The transcript has a single exon. Gene Ontology annotation, biological process: charged-tRNA amino acid modification. Gene Ontology annotation, cellular component: cytoplasm. The record is from RefSeq and is a predicted model, not a curated record.
AUGGCCUCCAACGAGUCGACGGAUCAUCUUCCGUCAACCUCCGCAAAAGCUUCGAUUCGUGAAGAAUGGUCUCACAGCGACUAUAUCAAGCGCGAAUCCCGGCAGAUCUACAACAAACUUCACUCUAUCUCCGCCGACUCUUCCUUCGUUUGUCGCAUCCACACUCUCCACCCUUCAUUCCUUCUUAUCGCCAAUCUACGAUGUGGAGCAUGGUACACCGACCCUAGCAUUACCUCGGCGGUAUCUUACUUCAAGUCUACGGACGGACAUACGCAUCAAUGGAGUUUCAGUCUCAAACGAUCUAACCUCCAUCUUGUCCCUUCAAUACUAAAAGCGGGUGGAGCGGUAGUUGUUGACUCGACGAGAAGGGGCAAGAGUAUGCCUGAUGCACUGAGCAAGACGAUUCCAACUUGGUGUGCUGUGUUGAAUGAGGCUUCGAGGAAGAAGUAUGGGGUUCCAGAAAAGGAGAAAGCAGGGUUAGAGACGCCGAGGUGGAUGAUCCCGCCCAGCGAGCAUGAUCAGAUUCAGACCAGGAUCGAUGGCUUUGUGCAGGCAUUGCUGGAUUCUGAUCUUGAAGUGCCGAGACUAGAAACAGCAUUGAGGCCAGUCUUCGUGACACCGCAGUCCGAUCUUGAUGCGCUGUCAGAUUCUCUCCGAAAUGCAGAACAAGCAGGAGCUGUACCAAUUGUCCUCGCCUCUGCCUCGAGAUUCGUUGAUGACUCUGCCAACCUUGGAGCGAACGUAGCAGGUGAAGCAGGAAGAGAAGGAAUGAAGAUACGGGAGGGCUACGUGUAUGUCCAAGGCGCAGGAGAUGACCAUGAGAAUUGGGCACGUGGUUUGACACCAGACGUCUUUUGGAAGCAUCGAGAAGAGCUGUUGGCCUGCGACAAAUCUCAGCUGGAGGCAAGAGUGGACCGCCUUGUUGCGCAAGAGGCAGCUGAAAAUGGCAGUGGUGGACACUGGUUCACUCCGAACGCAUCACAGACCGACGUCGACAAGCAAAAAGAUCCGCUUGUUGGCGAUGUUGGCGACGUCAAGAUCAGCAACACUGGCGUCUUUGUUGGGUCUCGAUCUGCCGACUAUACCUUCACUGACGAAGAGCGACAACGAUACGGUCUGAUAUUACAUUUCGCGAGCCGUCCAAAAGCGGUAGCAGAGACAGCAUCGGAGCUGUCCGACAAGCUUUCCUCCCUCAACCUCUUAAACCCUCCUCCGUCGAGCGGCGGAAUAUACGCCCUGCACCUGUCAUCAAGCAAGAAAGACAUGUCCGCUAUCCGAACAGCUUUUCCUCCCGCCAUUGACAUCGCACACAAUAGCCUCACCAAGAAUGAGAAAGUGCUGAUCUGCUGUCAAACCGGCAAAGACCUCUCGGGCAGUCUCGUCGUUGCGAUUCUCACCUCUUGCUUCACGAACCAACGCACUCUCAUUCAGGACAAAGCUGAGCGGGAGAACCACCUGGAGGAGAUCAGCAAAGAUACGACCAGACGCAGACUUCAAUGGCUCGUAAGUGCCAAUCCACGAGCAUCACCUAGCCGAGCCUACCUCCUCCGCGUCAACGAGCUACUUCUCAGUCACCGUUUCCGACCGGAUCAAAAAGCAUAG